UCAAACGGCCCCAGCGCUAUCGGAAUCGACAUCUUCUGGCGGAGUGGAAAAUUGUUGUUGAUAGUGCAUAGAAGUCCUCGUUAUUUCAUCACACAAACUCAACAAAAAAUGAUCGAACAACAGAAGCAGCGGAUCGAAAUGGAGAUCACCAAACAGCUGGACGAUCUCGACCGCAAUGUGCUGCGGAAAAUGCAAGCCGAUAUGCACGAUUGUGCUGCCCGAUGCUGUAAGGAUUCCGUUUCCUCCAUGGACACGGUGCAGCAGUGCGUCGAGCGUUGCUCUGUCCCUGCCCAGCGAGCCCAGCAGCACGUGGAAACCGAGAUCAACUCGUUCAACAGUCGCCUGCAGCGUUGUGUAAUGGAUUGCAAUGAUACGAUUAAGGACAAGAUGGGACCCAAUCCGUCCGAGGGCGAUAUUGCUAAGUAUACUGCCGAGUUUGAACGGUGUGCGAUUAAAUGCGUCGACAAGCAUGUUGCCAUCUUGCCAAAUAUGUUCGCGAGCAUGCGAAAGGUUCUGCAGAGCAGAUCAUCAUCGUAGAGAACGGGAGGCAUCUAGAAAGGGAAGAAUCUGUAGCUACACCCAACUGCAGUAGAUUACAAUUGUGCAUUUAAACGGUAAAGCAGCUGGGUCGCUCGGGGUAGCUGUAUUGGAUAGCAUUUGUACAGAGAACAAAGUGUAUGGAUGAUAUAAAGUGCAAAGACUGUA
Anopheles gambiae (African malaria mosquito) is the source of this 705-nucleotide messenger RNA. Its product is annotated as protein FAM136A. The coding region runs from base 109 to 537 and encodes 142 amino acids. NCBI's taxonomy places the organism in Eukaryota, Metazoa, Arthropoda, Insecta, Diptera, Culicidae. The record is from RefSeq and is a predicted model, not a curated record. The transcript has 3 exons. Gene Ontology annotation, cellular component: cytoplasm.